CACAUCCAUACCUAUCUUCUUUAAUUUAAUUCAGAAUUGUACUCAUAUUGAUACUAUAGAAUAGUAUUUAUGGAUUAACUCGAAGAUAGAUUUUGACUACAGAGAAGGAUAUAAGGAUUUGAUCUGAACUUCCAUUAUUGAAGAUGGCAGGUGCCAUGCAUUGCGAUUUACCGCCAGCUUAUGUGUAUGAAUCAAAUAUUCAUAUUGGAAAUGUCUUGAUAACGCUGAAUGAACAGAGAAAAUGUGGAUUAUUAUGUGAUAUAUCAAUCAUGGUUCAGGAUGCAGAAUUCAAGGCACAUAAAGCUAUCUUGGCAUCAUGCAGUUCCUAUUUUAAUAGAAUUAUUACAGAUCCAGCGAACGUUUCUCAUAAUAUUGUUUUGGAAUUGAGCAGUAUAAGCAAAAUUGGAAUGGAAAGUUUACUUGAAUUUGCAUAUACUUCCAAACUCACCGUGACACAAGCCAACAUUGAUGAUGUUAUCUGUGCAGCACGUGAAUUGGAAUUUAAGAACAUUGAAUUUUCAUGUUUAAAUUAUUUAAAACAGCAAUUAACAAACGGAAAAUCUGCCGACUGUUUUCUUGGGACAACCGAAACGUCAAAUUAUUGUGAAAAUAGCAAAAUUUCAAGGCAAUAUGAACAAUAUGGCAAGCAAGAAACGAAUGCUGAUAAGAAGUCGUCAGGCAAAUCUGAAAAGGCUCCACAAAGUAAGUAUGAAUGUCCUCUUCGUUCCAAGUUUAGUUUCGGUUCGAAAAAGAAAGCUGCGAUAGCAGCCACCAAUGCAUCGUCAUCUGCCAACUCAUCUCAAGAAUGCAAAGAAUUUAAAUAUGAUGGGAAUAGAAAGUCUGAAAUAUGUGGUGAACAGAUGAGCCAAGAACAACAUCAGGCAUUGCUCAAAAAUAUUCUGGAACGACAUGGACUGGAAGCAGCAACAGUUCACGAAAAGGCAAUGGAAGUUGGUGCAAAUGAAACAGCUGCACAAUCAUCACCAAUGCAACAGGGGUACAGGCAAAAAUCAAUGUGUCCUGGACAAGAGAAAAAAUUGUGUAUGUCCGGAUAUAUUUCACCCUUUUAUAAUUCAGACACUGACGAUUUGGAUGAUGAGGCAGAAUCCAGUCCAUGUAACAUGCGACCAUGUGGAAAACUUCGUAAACAGCCAGCAAUAAAACUUCCGUUUACAAUGGAUGAAAUUACCUCCAUGCCUCGGUCUGAACUUCAUGAUCUUUUAACAAGAGAAUCCAAUCUGACUCAAGAGCAGAUCUGUGCCAUUCAUGAAAUCAGAAGGCGAGGUAAAAAUCGUAUUGCUGCACAACGAUGCAGAAAAAGAAAAAUGGAAUGUAUUCGCUCGCUUGUUGCUGAAAUUGAGACUUUGCGAUCGGAACAUGCCCAACUUAUGAAUGAAAGGAGAGAAGCAAGAGAACAAGCUAUCAAACUAUCAGACAAAUUUCGAGCCAAAUGUGAAAAGUUUUUCAAGUGUGAUAAGAAAGCGUGUGUUAAAAAGAAAUUUUGUGCAAGUGCAACUGUACCUGAUGAUCAAAUGCCUUUACAUCAAGAUGGAAUAGCAGCUCAUAAUUUUCAAGAGCAUGCCAAAAAAGCUGAGGACCUAUGUGCUAGAUUGAAGGAAGCACCUACAGAUGAUUUACCACCUUGUCCUAUCCUUGCUACACCAGAGAGUAAUGUAUGGAGCAAGCCUUGCAUGUCACCUACUGGAACAGAAGAUAUUGUCUGUACAAUUGUUGAUGAUUCCAGUGAAUCAGGUUACCAAGCAAACAGUCCUGCCUCAUCUUAUGUAAUGUCGCCAUCUCAAGGAUUGGGGAGUGAUUUUGGAAACAUCCACAUCUCACCUCCAGGAACUGGUGUACUGACUUCCAAUAACGUCUUGCUUCCAAAUACAACAUCCCAUGCCAGGUCGAGCGUUGUCUUACAUACCAGUUCCGUAGAAGGUCAAGCCUCCGUUGCUCAAACUCUACCUUCCCUUAGUACCAUUUGUAGUAACCUUCGCACUUUGCCAACCCAGUCACCUCUACCACCAAUCGUAAGGCACCCCGUCGUCGAUGGCCGUGUUUUCAAUGUCGUCGUAUCACCAAACGAUGCUCAAAUGACUGAUCUAUCAAACACUGAACAGUAGGAUUGCUCAGCAAGAGGAAAGAAGACCCAAGGUUAUAAGAUGUACGCGGAAAAUCGUGAGCUGUAAUACAGUGUUCAGUCGAGACUUGACAUCUACUGUGUUGGCAAUAUGUUCGUGGCGUUGAAAUAAUGAAUCGGAAAAUAGCAGAUAGAGUAUGAAGCCGUGGUGGGAUUCAGGGGGUUCGAACGAACCCAUUCUUGUCAUGAUAAUCAGCGAACCCCAUUUUUUUGUUUAAGGUAUAUGACCGAAGCAAAUGGGUUACAUGCGUCGCAGCUGACAACUAGCGUUAUAUUUGGCGUUUAGAAAGUUAUUUGUCUAAAAUAUGUCAUGUUAUAUAUUUCUGAAAUGAGGGAACCCGUUGGUAGUGAUUUUGACACAAUAGAGAACCUGUUCCUAAAAUUUAACUCCCACCACCAGUAUGAACCCUGAGUGGAGUGUGCUGGAAGACGCAGUCUUUAUAAAUCCCUCAUGCCUGGCAAAAAAACUUUUUUCUGAUAAAAGUAAAUCUGUAUUAUAUUCUCUUGCCAAUUUUUUAUUCUUACCUCACUAAUAUAUUACUUGUAAUUUUUAAUCCUGUUUUGCUGCAAAAUUUGACUCUGUUUAAAUUAAAUUAAGACUAAAUUGUGUAUUUUGUAUGUCGUGUUGGUUUUAUUCGAGAUUACAAAUUGUUGAAUCAUUUUGACUAUUAUAUAGUCUUUGUACCCAAAUAAUUUGAUGCAGUACAAUUUCAUCUUUGCAUUUUUGGGGACUUUAUGGUGGAAUACUUUUGAAUACCACAAAAUUUGGAACAAAUGAAAUGACAAUUGCCGGUAAAUAUGUCACAUUUAAAUUGCAACUUUGUUGUAUGAUGACUGAAAAAUAUAGAGGUAUAUUCCAAAACAACUCAACACUAAUUUAUUGUUGAAUUAUAUUAGAGAUUUGUCUGUUUUGAAAUUUUCAAUUAAGUUUAUCAUAUUCGAUUUUCAAUUUGAUUCAUUUUGACUUUGGCUUUACGUAUUCUAAAUUAAUCCACUUUGUAGCAAAAUCGUGGUUUAUGCAAGUUUAAUAUGAUUUCACUAUGUAGAUUAUAUACUACUUGGUAAAAACAUCCCUAUUGUCAUACACGGUUCAUCGUUUUGUAUGAAGAAUUUCAGAUUGUUGCAUAGGCCAUGGUUUAUGUUAUUGUGUAAAUAAUACCAUGAUCUGUAUUCGAAUCUGUUUGGUCUGUAUUCUUUGUAUAAGAAUUGAAUUUUCGCAGUGGUCUUCCUUUUCUGUGAUGCAGUUUUCUCACACAUUUCGCAUGGCUAUUUUGAUUUUAACUCUACAUGAAAAGCAUAAUUCUCCCUUUUUUACUUUGAAUGCUAAAUUGUAGCGUAAGAUAUACAAUUAUGUCACCUGUCCUAGAGUUCAAUACAGUAGGUAUCACCAUGAUAUAUUUUAAUUAGAGUAAGAAUUAUACAUGCCUUUUCACUUUGCGAUUUGCAAUUUUAGUUUUAUUUUUGCCAACUUUUUGUUAUAGUCUAUAUAUUAUGAAUUCAUUUAUGCUUUAAAAUAUCAAGACAGAUUUGGUAACAGUAUAUUAUGUCAAAGACGGGGUGGGAUAAUUCACUAGCCCAUAAACCAGUCGAACUUUUUGACCAGUAUUCAUGUACUGUGAUAAGUUUAUAUGAAGUAGCUGUUCUUUAUAUUCUGCAAAUUCCUUUGUUAAUAACCUAUCAGUACAAUGUUGAAUUUACAAUAUUUUUAUCUGGAAUGUGCUCAUAUCCAGAGACCUACAACUCUAAUUAAUAUCUCCCUCAGCCUCCAGCUUUCAUACUGCCUUUAAAGUUAGUAUUAUAGUAAAAUUGAGUAGCUCCGACUUUUAUGUGUAAAAAAUUAGAAAUAUUUAUUAAAGGAAUCGUAGUGUAGCAAUAAAGUAACCCCAAAUACCUAAUGGAAGCUAUUUUUGUUUUUGCGAAUAUAUCCAAGCCUUCGCAUACAGUGGGACUUGGUCGAGCAAAGGCAAUUUGAAUCGAGUACACUUCAUCACUGACUAUCAUUCAACUCGACUUGUUGUUGUCAAAUUGUGGGAAUGGUUUUAAACUAUAACUCUAUAGCGAUGAAUUUGAAUCACUUUUUUGUCAUUUGUAUGAGGCUGCAUAUGAGUUGUUUCUAUAAUUGAGGAUAAUGUGUAAAAUAUAAUUUAUUUCAACUAGUACUAUUGUUGCGCUGAUCUAUUUUUUCCGCGUUAUACAAUUGACAUUCGUCUCCACAAAUGUUAAUGUGUAUUUUUAUUCAAUUUAAAAAUCCAUGCAUUUUGUUAAUAAAUUUUUUUUCGUUUGAAGAUGUUAAUGUACAGUUAGAACAUCAUUGUGUACCAAAAAACGAUGUCUCUAGUCUGUUGUGUUAUCUCGAAAAACACCAUAUAUAUUCAAAUUUAUUAAAGUUAAGAAGAUGUUGUUUACACUUGAGGCUAUAUUUAUUGAUGGCUUUAAAACUUGGUGUUUUUUU
This is a messenger RNA of Styela clava, 4592 nucleotides long. Its product is annotated as transcription regulator protein BACH1-like. Gene Ontology annotation, biological process: regulation of transcription by RNA polymerase II. The record is from RefSeq and is a predicted model, not a curated record. NCBI's taxonomy places the organism in Eukaryota, Metazoa, Chordata, Ascidiacea, Stolidobranchia, Styelidae. Gene Ontology annotation, molecular function: DNA-binding transcription factor activity, RNA polymerase II-specific; protein binding; RNA polymerase II cis-regulatory region sequence-specific DNA binding.